Tilletiaria anomala UBC 951 is the source of this 854-nucleotide messenger RNA. RefSeq lists its product as uncharacterized. Lineage: Eukaryota; Fungi; Basidiomycota; Exobasidiomycetes; Georgefischeriales; Tilletiariaceae. The transcript has a single exon. The record is from RefSeq and is a predicted model, not a curated record. The coding region runs from base 144 to 773 and encodes 209 amino acids.
GCACUCAAGCUGGCCGCGACGACGACGGUGGAUCGAAACGAUGCGUACCGUAUAACAGCCAGCGUAAAAAGGUUAGCUCUACCCCUCCAAGCACACCGCAUACAUCGGCUGCCCCACACGCGUGCGCACCCCGCCCUCACAACAUGGCGACCGUAGAGGCAGCAACAGCCGCCGUGUUCAUGUCCCCCUCCGCCUCGCCCACCGCACCGGGUCCCGGCGGAGGCAGCAGUGCGGAAAGCUUAAUCCAGCACGCGCGGCAGCGCAAUGAAACAGCACCAGCGCAGGCAGAUGAAGAACAGGAAGAAGACGACCAUUCCCUCGUGCCCAUCGGCGCAGCAUACCUCGGCGCAACGCGCGCCUCGCUGCGAAGCGCAUCGCGCUCGCCCGGUUACAACUACCACCACCACCGCAGUACCGGCCGCAGCAUAGCAGCUCAGCAGCAGCAGGAAGAGGAGGAUCUCGCAACCGCCGAUCUGCGUACCGUCUUCGACCCCGCCACGUGCGCCAAGCGCGGCCGGGUGGCCGUCCCCGCGCGCGUCGUCCCGUGGCAUCCGGUUGCCUCGAAGAGAAAGCAGAACCAGAACCAGAAGUACAACAAGGCACAGCGCAUCAUGCGCAGCAACGGCAAUGGCACCGAGAAUACCACAGCAGCAGAGGAGGAGGCGGAGCAUGAAGGCGCCGAGGAAACGUUCAGGAUCUACUACGAGGUCCACGGGCACGGGCCCAAACGCAUGGUCUUUGUCAUGGGCCUCAACAUGGCUUGCUUCGGGUGAGUCUUGUCUCGUCUCGUCUGUCCCCAGCUCUUUGAGGUAUAGAGUCAAGAAGGGACAUCGGACAAUGAUUCAGGUGUAUAC